AUGUUCGGGACGCAGCGGCCGGUGGAGGCUGGAGCAGGGAGGGAAAAGGAGGAGCAGCAGCAACAGCAGCAGCAGCAACACCGGCAGCAGCCCGCUUCCCUGGUGGGCGGCAGCUCCCAGGAGGCGUCCCAGACGUGGCAACUGGAUGAUUUUGACAUUGGCCGGCCGCUGGGCCGCGGCAAGUUUGGCAGCGUGUACCUGGCCCGCGAGCGAAAGAGCCAGUACAUAGUUGCGCUGAAGGUGCUCUUCAAGAGCCAGCUGGCGCAGUCCAAUGUGGAGCACCAGCUGCGGCGAGAGAUUGAGAUCCAGUCACACCUGCGCCACCCCAACAUCCUGCGCAUGCACGGCUACUUUUACGACCGGGAGAAGGUGUAUUUGAUCCUGGAGUAUGCGGCCAAGGGGGAGCUGUACAAGGAGCUGCAGCGCAUAGGCCACUUUGACGAGAGGCGCACGGCAACGUGA
Molecule: messenger RNA, 462 nt
Organism: Monoraphidium neglectum
Lineage: Eukaryota; Viridiplantae; Chlorophyta; Chlorophyceae; Sphaeropleales; Selenastraceae
Exons: 4
Coding region: 1-462 (153 amino acids)
Biological process (GO): protein phosphorylation; mitotic spindle organization; regulation of cytokinesis
Cellular component (GO): spindle microtubule; spindle midzone; chromosome passenger complex
Molecular function (GO): protein kinase activity; ATP binding
Source: RefSeq, a predicted model, not a curated record